GGAGCCAUUAUUGUUUUGGUUUAGAUUAGAUUAUGAUCUAAGUUUAUUUUGAUAAUGUUUUAUGUACAUUUCAGUUUAUUGCACUAUGGUUUGUAUUUCCUUUGACCACUGGUGGCACUGCAGAGCCUAUAAAGGUGUUGAGGUGGCAGUGCAUUGGCGUUUUGUGGGUGACGGGAGGUCACACGGUUUUUACCGCUUCAUUUUGGUUUCAUAUGCCACGUCUAAUUUGCCGUUAUAACUUUCAUCAUUUACAUAAACCUGGACAAGAAAUAGCCAUUCUGGACCCAGCUUGUGAUUGUCAACAUAUUCAAUAAAUGGGACAAUAAACCCAAACCCGCUUUCUGCCUGGACAAUAUUGUUGAAGCGAGUCAUUGCCUCCACCCGCACCCGAGGGUGACUAAAAGUGGGACUUGAUAGUCACUACAACAAGUAAAAACCUGGACCUGUCUAGAAUUGGAGGAAGUCGCUUCAUCUGGAGCUCAUCAGGAAAAGUUUGGCAGGUGCCACACCCGCAGCGCUGUUUACCUGGAGGUUGGAUUGAGACGUCAGCAUACAUCGAUCCUUUGUUGGGACUCCAAAGCAAUCUAAAAGGUUUGAGGCACAAGCAAAACAUUCAAGACAUCUCCGGUGAGUGCAGUCAUCCUUUUGGGUUAAAGUCGCUGGAGUGGAGUUUUGAUGCGCUGCGGCCGCUGCGGCCUGACAAGAGCUGAUUGCCUGCAUAAGAACUGCUAAGGAUAUUGAUGGCUUCCACUCAUUAAACUGUUCAUUCAUGUGCUGAUGUCUGGAAAACACAAACGUGACUGUGUCAAUACUCGUGCUUUGUGGCAGCAGUGCGUAAAAUAGCGCGAGGAAGAGCGCCACAAUCAUCCGUGUUUGCUGAAUGGUGUUUUAUGAAUGAAAUGGAUUUGGAUAAUGAUGAAACCAAUUUUAGAGACAAUGAAAAUGAAAAAAGACAAAGGAAGUUUUCUGUUAAAGGUUUGGCUUUUGAGAUCGAAAAACUGCAAAAGGAGAGGUCUUAUCUAUUUAAACAAGCCAAUAAAAUAAAGGCAAAAAUAAAAGACCUUUGUUCAUCAUCUGCCAAUUUUAUUGCCGUCAAACAACAUCUUCAAGGGUUCAGUGCAUUAUGUAAAAAUGCAUCUUCACUUCAUGACACUUUAUUAAAGGAGUUUUCUUUACCCGAAGACGAACAACAGAGACAAAAUGCAUGGUUUAAAGAUAAAAGUGCUGCAAAUGAAGCGUUCGUGAAUGAAGUGUGCAGUUGGUUAAAAGAAAACGAAGUUUUGAAUGAAAAUGAAAAUGCUGAUGAUGAGCCCGACGCGAAGGUUGGGGUGAAAGAAUAUGAUGAACAUUUUGACUGUGUUAAACCUGAAGAUAGUGCGUCAAAUGUAUCCAAACGGUCGCGCAAAAGCAGCCGUGCGUCUGGAUCAAGCACUUCAUCCGCUUGUAAAUUGGUCAUGGCAGAGAAAGCAGCAUUGAUUGAGAAAGCUGCUGCUCUGAAGAGGAGACACGAGCUGGAAGAGCAAGAGGAAAAACACAGACUGGAAGCGGAGAAAUUAAGAAAGCAAAAGGAACAAAUGGAGUUGGAAGCACAAAUAGCUGCUGCAUCAAUAAAACUCUCUGUUUUGGAAGGAAGUGAUGUGGGAAGGCGAUCCUGCUCAAACGGCAUGAACUCUUAUGUGAGCAAAGGACUCAGAGAACAAAGGCAAGCCGAGUUUAAUCCUCAAGCAAAGGAAUGUGUGCCAAAAGGUGCCGUCUUUCAGCUGAGCUCAACAGCGCCCCUAGUGUCUGAACCAGAUGCUCGACCUAAAACUGUCACACUCAAGUCAAGUGCACCGACUCAAUUCAAGCAACAAAAGUUAAAGAUGUCCAUUCAAAGUGAAUCAUUACAACCACAAUCUUCCCAAAACCAGCAGCAGAACCCUGUGCAAAUAUUUUCACCUGUGGACAACAAUGCAAUUUGUGCUAUUAUGCAAAAGCAAAAUGAAAUCACAGCAAUGCUUGUUCAGCACCAAUUAUCAGCUACGUUGCCCCAGCGAGAAAUUCCAGUUUUUGAUGGUAAUCCACUACAAUGUAUUUCAUUUUUUAAAGCCUUUGAACAUUGUGUGGAGGGAAAAACCAGCAGCUAUCAAGACUGUUUGUACUUUCUCGAACAAUACACCAGGGGACAGCCAAGAGAGCUUGUGAGGAGCUGCAUGCAUAUGCCAUCACAGCAAGGUUACCAAAAGGCAAAAGGUCUUCUAAUGGAGCACUUUGGCAAUGAACAUAAAAUAGCAACAGCAUAUAUGGACAAAGUCAUUUGUUGGCCAGCAAUUAAAACUGAAGAAAUUCAAGCUUUGCAAGACUUUGCUUUGUUUUUAAGAGGAUGCUGUAAUGCUAUGUCUGACAUACAUUAUAUGGAAGAACUUAAUCUACCAUCCUACAUGAGGCAAGUGAUCCUGAAAUGGCCCUACAAGCUACGUGAAAAAUGGAGAACUGCAGCCUGUGAACUACAGGAACGGCGAGGUUUCAGGGCAACAUUUACUGACAUGGUCACCUUCCUUGAGCAUCAAGUAAAAAUAUUGUCUCAUCCUUUAUUUGUAGACAUUUCUGAAACAAGACCAAGUCUUGCAGCAAAGGAAGUACCAAGAAACAAAGGCUCAAUAAAGACCAACAUCAAAGGAAGCACCUUUGUUACAGCUAUAGCACCCAGUGACUGCGCUAUAUCUUCCCCAUCUGUGCUACCAAAGCCACAAGUGCAGCCAGUAGCUACCAGAAGUCCAGCUCCAGAAGCCUGUCCAUAUUGUGAUCAAUCUCAUUCCUUAAUGAAAUGUCCAAAGCUAACCAGGAUUCCUCAAAAGGAUAAAAUUGAAUUUCUGAAAGGAAAGGGAAUAUGCUUUGGAUGUUUUAAGGUUGGCCACAUGAGUAAGGAAUGUAAAAAUCGCCUCACUUGUGAUAAAUGCAACCGGAAGCAUCCUACCAUCCUACAUUCUGACAAAGAACAAGCUAAAGCCCAAGAAACACCUGUCAGCAGUGCCCUCGUGUCUCAUAAGGCUGAUGUUUGUACUGAUGGAGGAGAGGACUGUACUCUUUCAAUUGUUCCCGUCAAAAUAAAAUCUAAGAAAGGAGAUCAAGUGUUUCAAACUUAUGCCUUCUUGGAUCCUGGAAGCACAGCAACCUUCAUUACCAACAAAUUAAAGAAGAAACUAAACGUGCAAGGCCCAAAGAUUAACAUCUUGCUGCGUACUAUGGGCCAAGAAAGGUUGGUGAGCAGCUGUUUUGCCACUGGACUGGAAAUUUCGGGGCUACAAAGUAACAGCUUUGUAGAACUUCCUGAAGUUUACACACAAGAAGCCAUUCCAGUCUCUCGGAACAACAUUCCUCUUCAGAGAGAUGUUGAAAAAUGGGACUAUCUCAGCACCAUCAGGAUUCCGGAACUGAAUGCUGAUGUCGAGCUUUUGAUUGGAAUGAAUGCAUCAAACCUCAUGGAGCCAUGGGAGAUAAUCAACAGUCAAGGCAACGGACCAUAUGCUGUCAGAACCCCACUUGGAUGGGUCAUUAAUGGUCCCCUGCGAAGCAGUGUAACUACCCAGAAAGGUUGUACAACUGUUAACGCAAACAGGAUUUCUGUUGCCAAACUGGAGGAGCUGUUGAUAUCUCAAUACAAUCAAGACUUUGAUGAAAAAACACUGGAAGAAAAACAUGAAAUGUCAAUCGAGGACAAGAAAUUUAUGGAAAUAAUGGAAAAUUCAGCUUGUACGCUGGAUGGACAUUAUUGUUUGGACUUGCCCUUCAAAAAGGAUGACAUUAUCAUGCCCAACAACCGGUGUGUUAUGGCACAACGCCUUCAGACACUCAAAAGAAAGUUUGAGAGGAACAAAGUCUACAAAAAGGAAUAUACAGCAUUAAUGAUGGAUCUUAUCAACAAAGGCUAUGCAGAAAAAGUACCUCUUGACCAGAUGGAACCCAAAGAAGGAAAAGUCUGGUAUCUCCCACACCACGGUGUCUAUCACCCAAGGAAAAGGACUUUGAGAGUGGUUUUUGACUGUGGAGCAAGCUACAAAGGCUCUUCUUUGAAUGGCCAGCUUCUACAGGGGCCGGACCUUACCAACUCUCUCUUCGGUGUUCUAACCAGAUUCAGGCAAGAAAAUAUUGCUCUGAUGACAGAUGUCCAGGCCAUGUUCCAUCAAGUAAAAGUGUCAGAAAAGCAUCUGGACUUUUUGCGCUUUCUGUGGUGGCCAUUAGGAGACACGUCUGUCAGCCCAAUGGAAUACCGGAUGACAGUUCACCUCUUCGGAGCUGUAUCAUCGCCAAGCUGUGCCAAUUAUGCUCUGAGGCAAACUGCUACAGACAACAUUGAAUGUUAUCAUAAAGAAGUGACUGACACUGUCUAUAAUAACUUUUAUGUGGAUGAUUGUCUAAAAUCUGUUGCCAUGGAAGAAACUGCAGUAAAGCUGGCAGAAGAUCUUACUGAAUUGUGUUCUAAAGGAGGAUUUGAGCUUUCAAAGUGGACAAGCACAAGUCGUGCUGUGCUAUCGUCCAUUCCUGAACAGAAACGUUCCAAUUCAACAAGACAACUACAUCUGGAACGGGAUAGUCUGCCUGUAGAAAAGGCUCUUGGCCUAAGCUGGUGUGCAGAGAGUGACACUUUUAUCUUUCAACUAGUGAUGGAAGAAAGACCUCACACCAGACGUGGCAUUCUCUCAAUGGUCAGCUCCAUCUAUGAUCCACUGGGUUUCCUGGCACCAUUCACUUUGUUACCAAAGUUAUUGCUGCAGGAGAUGUGCAGGAGAAAAAUGUCUUGGGAUGAGCCUGUCUCCCAGACGAUGUCACAGCAAUGGACUUUAUGGCUUCAAGAUCUGCAAAAAAUAACAGAGUUUAACGUGAGUCGCUGUAUUAAACCAAAACACUUUGAAGAACCACUACAAGCUCAACUGCAUCAUUUUGCGGAUGCCAGUGAACAUGGUUAUGGUACAGUGUCUUACCUACGACUGCAGGAUGAGAAAGGAAAUGUGCAUCUGGCCUUCAUGCUGGGCAAGGCUAGAGUUGCUCCAUUAAAACAAACAACAAUUCCCCGCCUUGAACUUACCGCUGCCGUGCUUGCUGUGAAAGUUGACAGAAUGUUAAGAAAGGAACUGUCACUUGACUUAACAUACUCAUACUUCUGGACGGACAGUCAGACGCUGCUGAAAUACAUACACAAUGAGAACAAACGAUUUUACACCUUCGUUGCAAAUAGGGUGGCUGCAAUAAGGGAAGCUACAGAUGUAUGGCAGUGGAGAUACGUUGCUUCUAAGCUUAAUCCAGCCGAUGAAGCAUCCAGAGGACUUACCGCACAUAACUUCAUGGCCUGUCAAAGGUGGAUCGCAGGUCCAGCCUUUCUUCAGAAGCCAGAAAAGGACUGGCCAGAGGUUUUUAACCCAAAGCCUGUUUCUUUAGAGGAUCCAGAAGUCAAAGGUGAAGUCAUAGUGAAUGUUUUCAGCUUACAGGCCGAUGAUCCUACUUCAAGGUUCAUUCAUUAUUUUUCAAGUUGGAGAAAGCUGAAAACUUCAGUCGCUUGGUUUCUCAAGCUAAAGGCCAUCUUGCUGGAUCUUAGUCAAAAAAGGAAAGAAUUUGAGGCUUCACUCCCUGCUGCCGAUGUAUCGACUUUCACUAAGAAAGCACAAGAAAACACGAAAAGAGCCAGAGAAGCUGUUUGCACACAAACAUUGUCAGUGAACGAUCUCUUCAAAGCUGAAAGUGCAAUUAUCUGGUACUGUCAAUCAAAAAGAUUCAAAGAAGAAAUCAGCACCUUGGAGAGUGGCGCUUCUGUUGUGAAGACCAGGAGCAACAUCUACAAACUAGAUCCAAUACUCAAGAAUGGUUUACUGAGAGUCGGUGGAAGACUUCGCCGCUCAGCUAUACCUCAGGAGCAGAAACAUCCCGCUAUUCUCACCAAAGACCAACAUGUUUCCAAGCUUAUUUUGCAGCAUAUACACCAGCAGCUUGGGCAUGCAGGAAGAAACCACAUGCUAUCAGCUCUUAGAAAAAGGUACUGGAUUACUAGUGCCAACUCAGCUUGCAGGAAGAUCAUCUCUGAAUGUGUUAUUUGUAAACGACAAAGAGCACAGCCAUCUUGGCAGAAAAUGUCUGAUAUGCCAGAAGAACGCAUCAGUCCAGAUUUGCCACCAUUCACUAAUGUAGGUGUGGAUUAUUUUGGGCCCAUAGAGGUGAAAAGAGGACGUGCCAUAGUCAAAAGAUAUGGAGUAAUCUUUACCUGCAUGGCAAGCCGGGCUAUACAUCUGGAGGUGGCACACUCACUAACGACCGAUUCUUGCAUCAAUGCCAUAAGACGUUUUAUAUGUCGAAGAGGUCCAGUUAGUCAAAUGAGAUCAGACAAUGGCACAAAUUUUAUUGGUGCAGAACGUGAACUGAGAGAGGCGUUGGCAUCAGUGGAACAGAACAAGAUUCAUCCAUUUCUGCUUACGAAAGAGAUUGACUGGACAUUUAAUCCCCCUGCUGCAUCCCAUCAUGGAGGAGUUUGGGAGCGUCUUAUUAGAAUGGUUCGAAAGGUAUUAUUUUCUGUCCUUCAACAGCAGUCACUGGAUGAUGAAAAUCUACAAACCUUCUUGUGUGAAGUGGAAGCCAUUCUAAAUGAUCGCCCCAUAACUAAAGUCUCUGAUGAGGCAAAUGAUCUGGAAGCUCUUACGCCAAAUCACAUUCUGCUGCUCAAAGGGAGCCCUAUUCUAGCUCCUGGUGUAUUUGAAGAGAGAGACUGCUACAUCAGAAAACGCUGGAAGCAGGUUCAGUAUCUGGCAGACUUGUUUUGGAAAAGGUGGACAAGAGAGUACUUACCUUUGCUACAAGAAAGACAAAAAUGGUCUAAGCCUCAAAGGAACUUCACAGUGGGAGACGUCAUCGUGGUGAUGGAUCAUACUGCGCCUCGUGGAUCUUGGAUUCUUGGAAGAAUAAUCAACACUUAUCCUGACAAAAAUGGACUUGUUAGAGCAGUUCAGCUGAAAACGAAGACCGGGCAGCUGGAGAGGCCCAUCUCGAAGAUCUGCCUUCUUCAAGCAGCUGUAUAAGAUGGAGAGAAGAUACUACAUGGGACAUUUUUUGGCUCCUUAUUUUGUUAUUAUUUAAUUGUGCUGUUUACACAAUUGGGGCCGGUGUGUAGGAGCCAUUAUUGUUUUGGUUUAGAUUAGAUUAUGAUCUAAGUUUAUUUUGAUAAUGUUUUAUGUACAUUUCAGUUUAUUGCACUAUGGUUUGUAUUUCCUUUGACCACUGGUGGCACUGCGGAGCCUAUAAAGGUGUUGAGGUGGCAGUGCAUUGGCGUUUUGUGGGUGACGGGAGGUCACACGGUUUUUACCGCUUCGUUUGGUUUCAUAUGCCACGUCUAAUUUGCCGUUAUAACUUUCAUCAUUUACAUAAACCUGGACAAGAAAUAGCCAUUCUGGACCCAGCUUGUGAUUGUCAACAUAUUCAAUAAAUGGGACAAUAAACCCAAACCCGCUUUCUGCCUGGACAAUAUUGUUGAAGCGAGUCAUUGCCUCCACCCGCACCCGAGGGUGACUAAAAGUGGGACUUGAUAGUCACUACAGCCACUAUAAAGUACUUUA
Messenger RNA from Nothobranchius furzeri (turquoise killifish), 7574 nucleotides. The record is from RefSeq and is a predicted model, not a curated record. Lineage: Eukaryota; Metazoa; Chordata; Actinopteri; Cyprinodontiformes; Nothobranchiidae.